UCGGGCGGUGCUGAUGAGGCAGGUUUGUCUCCUCCAGUCUGGAAUGGGGUGGUGUGACGUCACCAGGGCGGACAGAGAGAGAGAGGAAGAUGAAGGGAGGAGGAUGUGAGACGAGGCACCGAGAAAUGACACGAGACACAUACUACCGCUAGUGCUGAUAACACAACCACCGAUAAACACAAUGCAUGAAUAACAGCGCAGACACAGACACGGACCAUGCUGUAAAAGACAAGACAGACAGAAACUCUCAACCCCCAAAAGCGCUCGGUCAGAGGAGAAGGAAGGAGCCAGGAUGACAUCAUCACCCGGUGUAACCCCGGGCGACGCCCUGCUGUUCCUCUCCCCCCCGCCGCUCCCCGGCCACGCCUUCCGAGCCGGCUCCUCCACACGGCACCUCAGCCACCGAGCCAACAGCUUCCAGCGUCACCCGAAGCACAAGAAGCUGAUCCGCCCCUCGCCCCCGCCCCCCCCCAACACGCCCUGCCCCGCGGAGAGGCCGCCCCCCCGCAGGGCCCUGCCAGAGCUGCUCCUCAACGGCUGCAUCCUGUUCGGGAUCGAGUUCAGCUACGCCAUGGAGACGGCGUACGUCACCCCCACGCUGCUGCAGAUGGGCCUGCCCGAUCAGCUGUACAGCCUGGUGUGGUUCAUCAGCCCCAUACUGGGGUUCCUGCUGCAGCCGUUUCUCGGGGCGUGGAGCGAUCGCUGUUCCUCUCGUUUUGGGAGACGGCGCCCCUUCAUCCUGGUCCUCUCCAUCGGAGCUCUGAUUGGUCUCUCCCUGCUGCUGAACGGGCGGGACAUGGGGGCGGCGCUGGCGGACACGCCGUCCAAUCACAAGUGGGGGAUCAUCCUGACGGUGUGCGGCGUGGUUCUGAUGGACUUCAGCGCCGACUCGGCGGACAACCCGAGCCACGCCUACAUGAUGGACGUGUGCAGCCCGGAGGACCAGGACCGUGGGCUCAACAUACACGCCCUGCUCGCGGGACUGGGCGGGGGUUUCGGCUACGUUGUCGGGGGGAUCAACUGGGACAGGACGGAGUUCGGGAGGUCGCUGGGGGGUCAGCUGAGGGUCGUCUACCUCUUCACCGCCAUCACCCUCUCCGUCACCACGGCGAUGACCCUCACCAGCAUUCCAGAGCAACCCCUGGUGCAGGAGGUGGGGGGACGCCCCAAAAACACGCUGAAGAGCCCCAGCCUGCCCCUGCCCCCCUCCCCGCCGGCUCCCUCCGGGGAGGGGGAUAGAGAGGACCUGCCCCCAGCCCCCACUCCCCCUCCCCCACACUCCGAGAGGCUCUACGCCAGCCUGGCCGGUCCCAUCUCCCCCCUCAGCCCCCUCACCCCCAAAUACGGCAGCUUCCUGAGCCGGGGCAGCUCCCUGACCGGCCUGAGCGACUUCGCCUCCUCCUCCUCCUCCCUCAGCGCUGCCCACAUCGACAGCGUUCUGAUCCGCUGCUACACCGGCGCGCAGGACAGCGGGUAUCUGGACACAGCGGGGCUGGGCGGGGCCGGGGAGAGGCGGGGCUCCCUGGACGGGAUUCUGAAGAGACCCCAGAGCCUGGCCCUGACGGAGGAGAACGGGCUGGCGGGGGGGGCGGAGAGCGGCCGCCGGAGGACUGUCACCUUCAGCCAGCAGGUAGCGAAUAUCCUCCUGGAUGGUGUGCACUAUGAGAGUGACCUCAACAGCUGUGGAGACACUGGAGACAGUCAGCUGUCAAUCAGGCUGCUCUGUCACUCCGUCUGCAACAUGCCCCGCCCCCUGCGCAGCCUCUGCACCAAUCACUUCCUGGGCUGGCUCUCCUUCGAGGCCAUGCUCCUGUUCUACACAGACUUCAUGGGGGAGGUGGUGUUCGGGGGGGACCCCAAGGCGCCCCGCGACUCCGAGGAGUACGAGCGCUACAACGCUGGCGUCAGCAUGGGCUGCUGGGGCAUGUGCAUCUACGCAUUCAGUGCAGCUUUGUACUCGGCUCUCCUGGAGAAGCUGGAGGAAAGGCUUUCUCUCCGGACUCUCUAUUUCGUGGCGUACCUGGCAUUCGGGCUCGGCACGGGGCUGGCCACGCUGUCCACAAAUCUCUACGUGAUCCUGAGUCUCUGUGUCACCCACGGGGUGCUCUUCUCCUCGCUCUGCACCCUGCCCUACUCCCUGCUGUGCGAAUACUACCAGAGCCCCAAGUUCGUCGGCUCGGUGCAGUGUGGGACACGGCGGGGGAUGGGCGUGGACAUCUCUCUGCUCAGCUGCCAGUACUUCCUGGCUCAGAUCCUGGUCUCCGUGGUGAUGGGGCCCCUGACCUCGCUGGUGGGCGGAGCUAAGGGUGUGAUGUACUUUGCCAGCCUCGCCUCCUUCGUGGGCUGCCUCUACUCCUCCCUGUGCCUCACAUACGAGCUGCCAUCCGAGGACAGCGAGGAGGGCGGGGGCGAGGCCCAGCCGCUGCUCAUCGACAUCUAACCCCCCCUCUGAACGCCAUUGCUGCUGCUAAUGUAAAGAAGACUUUCUGCUGCUCUUCUGACCUCCCCCCCCCCCCUCCGUGAGCCCCGCGGUGCACUCUGGGACUUGUAGUCCUGCAUCUCUGAAACGGAGACAGGCAGAAAAAGAACGCACGAGAAGACUGGGGUCCCCACAUGGUGCCCCCCCCCCAUGUGAACGCACGGGCGCAGCUACACGUAGAGGUCUCCUCAGUACGGAGAGCUGUGUUGGAUCCAUGCUAUUUCUGAUGUGAUGUUAUUAUUAGUGGUUGUAUUUGGUUUGAAUUCCAGUCAUGAUGCUCUUGGGUUUGUUCCAGGCUCUGUGUUCUGUGUCUGUGACGGACAGUUUGAGGGUUAGGGAUGACGAGUCUUUUCAGCACAGUAUAUAAGUCCUUGAGUCCCACAGACACGCUAACACACACACACACGCACACACACACAUACACACAGACACACGCACACACACACAUGCACACACACAGACACAUGCACACACAGACACACACAUUUAUUUAACUGUUUUUUCUAUGAGUAUUAUUAUUGCUGUAAAUUACUUAAUUAUGGUUUUGAAAUAUACAGAUAUUUUCAUUUAUUUAUUUUUAUUUGAAACAUUAAUUAAAAUAAAUGAUCAAAUCGA
This is a messenger RNA of Acipenser ruthenus (sterlet), 3094 nucleotides long. RefSeq names its product solute carrier family 45 member 1 (gene slc45a1). Gene Ontology annotation, molecular function: sucrose:proton symporter activity. Gene Ontology annotation, cellular component: membrane. The coding region runs from base 293 to 2440 and encodes 715 amino acids. Gene Ontology annotation, biological process: transmembrane transport. The record is from RefSeq and is a predicted model, not a curated record. The transcript has 9 exons. NCBI's taxonomy places the organism in Eukaryota, Metazoa, Chordata, Actinopteri, Acipenseriformes, Acipenseridae.